Corticium candelabrum is the source of this 2214-nucleotide messenger RNA. RefSeq lists its product as uncharacterized. The record is from RefSeq and is a predicted model, not a curated record. The transcript has a single exon. Gene Ontology annotation, molecular function: catalytic activity. The coding region runs from base 703 to 2214 and encodes 503 amino acids. NCBI's taxonomy places the organism in Eukaryota, Metazoa, Porifera, Homoscleromorpha, Homosclerophorida, Plakinidae.
UCUUACCAAAAGAUUUCUCUUCAAAUAAGAAAUCAAAAGGUUUUGUGCCAUUUUAGGCCACGUGGCAUAAUUAUACCUGCAAUUAACGGACCACAAAUGACUGGCUGGUAGAUUGGUUCACAAGUCAUAUUGGAUUUGAUAAUGCAUGUACUUGCGGUUAAUAGCAAUCUGGUGUCGAUAUACAAUCACGUCUUUUACUGACGUAGAAAGCUGAAGCCCCGUCGAUCAGUUUAAGAAUUUAUAUUUCUGUGCCUGUGACGUUUGCGAAUCUGCCUGGUCUGGCAAGCGAGGUAGUUUUGCUGAUGACAUCCAAGGGACAGCCCCCGCUCGUGAACAUGUGAAUACGCCACUGUAUUAAAUCAAAAUCUAGUAUUGGCCGUAUUCUAUACAUGUUACGACUUUCCAUCUACCGUUAAUAAUUGUGACAACGUAUCUUUGUUCCAGUAGCAGUUUUCAUUUAUUUAAGUUGAUAAAUCCGUCAGUUUCUUUACUUUCGCCAACCUGCUUCAGCUAGGGCGUGAACGUCCGUCGACUUUACACCUAUCCAGCUUGAUAAUACAAAGAGCUCAUUUUCUAUUCGUAGUAGCGUCUCACACAUUAUGUCACAGCUCGUUACCGCCUAGAUUUCACCUUCUGUAGCGAUAGCUAGCGGGAACAAGGCAGCUGCUCGACAAUAAGUGAAGACGUUACAUUUCGCGAGGGAUGAAUUGGAAAGGCGUCGUUUUCGCUACAACUACGAUUGUCUUUACGUUUUGUCUGGUCCAGUGUGGAGCAUUAGAACACCAAUCACAGCAGGACCUACAACAGCCUUCACAACAGCCUCUCCAGCAAACUCCACCGCCUAGAUGGUUUGUGUGCAGAGUGAUGGAGAUGAUCAUCUCAAUGUUUCAACGAAACGGCACCAGCGGAACCCAAUUUGCAGUUCUUCUCUUUGUACCAGAAAGCGCCAGAACAGAGGAUCAAGUCAGAGCUCUACUAGCGACCAACAACGAAGGCAUCAACUAUCGCUAUGCUGAACCUAACUUCCAACCUAACGAUAACUGCAGAACGCACGCCGAGAUCCAAACGAUGAGAGGUAACCGCAAUUCGGGCGGAUAUGGUGACAUGAACGCUCUGUACAACCAGUUCGUAAACAACCACCCCAACGAUUCGCUCAGGUACGUCAUUCUCUAUACGUGGAUUCACCCAUGUCCCGCCUGUGCAGACGCCAUUGUCAAUGACUUCAGAAAUGUUGCAGCGUUUAGCAACCUGAACGUACCUUUGUAUGUUGGCCGUACAACAGCAGGGACAAGACUCACUCCUGCCCUUACUGCUGAUGAUCGAGCGAACAUAGUGCGGGUGCUGCAAGUUGUAGGUAUUUUGUUAUUUCACAUUCGACCACCACAAAGUCUUGAAUAUCCUCACCUUGUGAAUAGUACCGUUCAUAGUGGAGAGUUCGUGUCUGACUUUUGUAAUGGGCUGUGGUUGGAAGGACAAGUUGAGCGGCUCACAAUCAUCAGUGGGGAACGCAGUCUAAAUUCAUUGUUUCUUCGUAUAACUGAACGGUUCAAUGGAUGGAUUCAACAAGUAACAGGAAGUCACCCCGUGAGCAAAGAAACUAGAGACAAACAAAACAAUGAGAUUUUGAACCAAAAGCGUUAUGUGAUGCCUGUAGGACAGAAGAAGAGGUUUCAUGUUUUAUUGGAAGAGACAGCGUAUCCAAGACACGAUCAGAACACAGAAAAAAUGUCUCCGAGAAGUAUACGUAGAGCUAGGAAAGUUGGUAAGAGCUCGGCAUCAGUCAGUGCUCAAUACAACUGCACUGUUAGCUUCAUCCAACGAGAAGAUCCAUGCUGUGGUGAAGAACAUGCCGAUAUUUCCCACACAGCCGAAGGAGAGCAAUGUGCAGCUAAUAAUACAUGUGGUUAUCACAAUUAUGACUACACAUGGUGUUACAAACAAUCGGGAGGGUGGGACUACUGUUGUUCCGGUUCUUGUGGGAACCACGACGCCAAAGUGUACGACUGGUGUCAGGCAGGUGACAAGUGGGAUUACUGCAAAGUGACAACCUUUCCUUAUCCUUCCCGUACGGUGGAUGGCAAAAGCUGUAGAUCAGGCGAUUCCUGUGGAUACCACGGUUAUGACUAUGCAUGGUGCUACACUGAUACCAGCAACAAUUGGGGAUACUGUUGUACAACAGAAUGUGACUCCUAUGGGUCUGACUACGAUUCAUAG